Penicillium subrubescens is the source of this 885-nucleotide messenger RNA. RefSeq names its product PhzF family phenazine biosynthesis protein. Gene Ontology annotation, cellular component: cytoplasm. The transcript has a single exon. NCBI's taxonomy places the organism in Eukaryota, Fungi, Ascomycota, Eurotiomycetes, Eurotiales, Aspergillaceae. Gene Ontology annotation, biological process: biosynthetic process. Bases 1 to 885 code for a protein of 294 amino acids. The record is from RefSeq and is a predicted model, not a curated record. Gene Ontology annotation, molecular function: isomerase activity.
AUGACCCAACUAUCCUUCAUCACCCUCGAUGUCUUCACAACCAAACCCUUCAGCGGCAACCCGCUCGCCGUAGUCUUCCUCCCCGAAGACCCAACCCACCAACUCACCCAGCGCCAAAAGCACAUCCUAACUCUGGAAUUCAACCUCUCCGAAACCAUCUUCGUCCACCCAGUGACAGACCCCAAAAAGCGUACUAUCGAUAUCUUCACCAUCGAAGGCGAACUUCCCUUUGCGGGGCAUCCCACCAUUGGCGCCGCAAAUUGGUUCCUCUGUCAAUCCCCCAGCGAGAAUGGCAUCGCGGAGCAAGUCACCAGCUUAAUCACUAAAUCCGGCGAAAUCCCAAUUUCCAUCCAAGACGCAUCAACAGGAACCGUUGCCGCCAAGAUCGCGCAUAACACACACAUCCAUGCAAACCGCUACCCACUCUCAGACCUCCUCUACCUGCACCCCACACUGAAACCCUACUUCCCCGCCGACACAACUUUCCCCCUCUUCUCAAUCGUCAACGGCAUGAGCCAAGUCUUCAUCGAACUCCCCACCCUCGAAGCUCUAUCCGCCGUAAGCCGGGCUACAGGCGGGGACCUCGUUUCCGUCACGCAGCACCUAGAUUCCGGCUGGCAAUCGGGCCUGAUCUGCGUGUAUUUCUUUGUCCGGGACGUCGAUGACGAUGUUACGGGAAAGAAGGUGAUUCGGACAAGGAUGAUGUUGGGGGCACUUGAGGAUCCGGCGACGGGGAGUUCGGCGAGUGGACUUGCGGCUUGGUUGGCGUUGACGGAGGGGAAGGGUGGGGAGGAGAUUCGGAGCUAUUUUGUGCAGGGGGUUGAGAUGGGGAGGAGAAGUGAUAUUGGGGUUAAUGUUAAGUUGGAUGGGGAGGGGGGGGAUUAA